AGUCCAAUUCUAUUGAAAAUCAACUUUCUAUGUAUUCCAUUUCCGUUGAAAAUCAACUUGAUUCUAUGUAACGUCCUAAAGAAAAGAAUCAAAUUACAUACAACUCAAUUAACAAAAAAACUCUAAUAAUAGCUUCUUCCCUGCAGCAAAGCAACCUCCACCACACACCGUCCAAACACCACUGUUAAAAUCACCCCUGCAACCACCACCAUUGCACCUCCGAACAACCUAUCAAUCAACUGCCCCAUGAUCUGAUCCCACACGCAUGUUCGCUGUCGCUAGAAACCCCCAUGUGUCCCCCCUCAAUUUCACCUGCUUCAAUCUAGGGUUUCAACCAGCCCACCCCAGGAUUUCCCUUUCUGAAAUGGACUUGAUUCCGAAAUUGGGCAAGUUGUUCUUCGUUAGCCACCAGAACAAGACCAAUCAGCCGCUUGAAGUCGUUGAUUCCGAUGAUAAUAAUAAUAAUAAUAGUGUUAAUUGUAAAGAUGGGUUUGAUGUUGUGUCCGAGGAUAAGAGACUUCAGCCGGAUCAUCUUGUAAUUAUGGUUAAUGGCAUCAUUGGCAGUGCUUCAGAUUGGGGAUAUGCUGCUAAGCAAUUUGUCAAGAUGCUUCCCGAUAAAGUUAUUGUUCACUGCAGUGAGUGCAAUUCAUCUACUUUGACUUUUGACGGGGUUGACCGCAUGGGUGAAAGGCUGGCAGAAGAGGUUCUGGAAGUUGCUAAACUGUGGCCUCACGUGUCGAAAAUCUCGUUUGUAGCACAUUCAUUGGGUGGCCUAGUGGCGCGAUACGCUAUUGGAAAACUGUACGAAGACCGCCCCGUAAGUGGAUUAUCAGAUUCCGAUGAGAAGAAUGAAAGCAAUUGUUAUGAAGCUAGAAUUGCGGGUCUAAAACCAGUUAAUUUCAUAACGUUUGCAACUCCGCACCUUGGUUCUAGAGGACAUAGGCAGCUUCCGUUACUAUGCGGUGUUCCUUUUCUCGAAAAAAGUGCGUCACAAACUGCACAUUGGAUAGCCGGGCGAUCCGGGAAGCAUCUGUUUCUCACCGAUAAUGAUGACGGGGAACUUCCGCUUUUAAUUCGGAUGGUUAACGACUCAAAGGACAUUAAGUUCAUCUCCGCUUUAGGGUCAUUCAAGCGUCGUGUGGCAUAUGCUAAUGCAAACUAUGACCAUAUGGUUGGAUGGGAAACAUCUUCUAUACGCCGUCAACAUGAACUUCCAAAGUCGAAUCUUCUUUCAGAGAAUGAAAAGUACCCACACAUCGUUUAUAUAGAGCAAGAUCAACAAGAAGCUAGUAAAACCGUUCAACUUCAAAACGGAUCUCCUGCUUCAAUUUCACCCGAUGACUUCGAAGAGACAAUGAUCAGAGGUCUUACGCAAAAACCUUGGGAGCGUGUUGACGUUAGUUUCCAUAAUAGUACACAACGAUAUAUUGCACAUAGUACUAUUCAGGUGAAGAUAUAUUGGCUAAAUUCUGAUGGUGCAGAUGUGGUUUCCCAUAUGAUAGACAAUUUCUGUCUUUAGCAUCCUGCAAACGAUUCGGGAUGCUUAAGUUAUUUGUUUUUGCACACCCUGUACGUUUAUCGGGUUGUAUAUAUCAUAUAUGAUAUAAUCCUUGAAGUCGGGGAUGGUUAUGAAUUAACGUAUCUUGCACAUUUGCAAACUAAAUUCAUUUUGUUCAUAAUUUGGAUACUUGUUCUGCUCUUAAAGUUAUGUGUUUAUUAACUCUUA
Molecule: messenger RNA, 1726 nt
Organism: Helianthus annuus (common sunflower)
Lineage: Eukaryota; Viridiplantae; Streptophyta; Magnoliopsida; Asterales; Asteraceae
Product: putative lipase ROG1
Exons: 10
Coding region: 266-1519 (417 amino acids)
Source: RefSeq, a predicted model, not a curated record